Bradysia coprophila is the source of this 563-nucleotide messenger RNA. RefSeq names its product LIRP-like. Gene Ontology annotation, molecular function: hormone activity. Lineage: Eukaryota; Metazoa; Arthropoda; Insecta; Diptera; Sciaridae. Gene Ontology annotation, cellular component: extracellular region. The record is from RefSeq and is a predicted model, not a curated record.
AAUAGCAGUUGUUCGGGAAUCACUGACAUUCGGUUCGAGUAAUUUUGUUGUGACUCAAGUUAUAUUAUACAGAAAUGACAUCAUCAAAAUACUUGCCAUUACGAAUCGUAUUAUGCCUACAAAUUCUGUUAUUUGCUGCCGUUUGUGCCAACGAUCGUGAGCGCUAUUGUGGCCCGAAGUUAACACAAAUGCUACAAAUUCUCUGCAGAAACGUUUAUGCUUCUCCGACAUACAAUAACAGAAAUGACAAAAGAUCCGACGAUGCUGAAGACAAUGACUACAUCAAUGAUGAACUAUUGAAUUAUCCUCCAUUUGCAUUCCGAUCCUAUCCAUUUGUGAGGCAAUUCGAUUCAGCAUCAGCACUUGGCACCCGAGUGCGUCGUGAUUACACGGCUGUAAAGCGCGGAGUCUACGACGAAUGCUGCCGAAGCCCUUGUUCACUUAAGCAGUUAAUGAGUUACUGUGGAGCUUGAAUGAAAGAUAACAUUGAUUGACUAGCGGCAUAUCCAAAAUGGCAACUUUAAACUAUAAUUGCUGAAUAUAUUUCAAUUUAAAUUUGGAAA